AUAAAUAUUAUACACAAGCACAAGUACCACAAGUCAGUGUUUACGCUUCCAAUAAGACAGUAACUUUAUUCAAGCUUUGAUAAUGAAUUAUUCAUCUAUAUUUGUUUUUCUUGUGUCUCUAUUAUCAUCAUCCAAUGUAUACUCUAUGAGAUAUAAUGACCCUCUGAAUAAUAUGUACAAUAACCAACCUUAUGGAAACUCCAACCAAGAAGUCGUUAAUAUUGGAAACGGGGUCAAUAGAAGAAAUUUCGUCAUACUCGAAGACAAUUCUAACUAUCCAAAUACACGUGGCCAGCCAGAUCAAACUGGUUAUAGAUAUGGUGGCAGCUCCAGUGUUAAUAACAUUGGAAAUGGAGUGAACAAUCACAACACAGUUGUGUUGGACGGCGGCAGCGACGGUGGUCGACAGUAUGAAAGCUGGAACAACGGUGGAACAACUGUUGUACGCAACAGAAAUAAUGGAAAAGACAUCUUUAACGUUGGUUAUGGUCAAGGAAACCAAAAUAGGGUAUCUAUUGACGGCAGACCAGUACAAACAGGACGUCCACGGCAGACAAGCGUACUUGAAGAACAGAUGAAAAUUUUAAAUGAUAUGUCUGCUGAUUUACAACGCAUUUCAUACAUCUUAAACCAAAUCGAAGAGGCAGAAAAAAGAUACUGAAAUAAAAAAUAUUAUUAUAUCUUAUUUGUAAUGUUUUGUAAGAUCCGUGACAUUUUAACCAGUAAUCUUAAAAUAAAGACGUUCGGUGUUAAUAUAUUUUUUUUAUCCAAUAAAAUGUUAAUACAA
Molecule: messenger RNA, 787 nt
Organism: Bicyclus anynana (squinting bush brown)
Lineage: Eukaryota; Metazoa; Arthropoda; Insecta; Lepidoptera; Nymphalidae
Exons: 4
Coding region: 83-661 (192 amino acids)
Source: RefSeq, a predicted model, not a curated record